Macrosiphum euphorbiae (potato aphid) is the source of this 372-nucleotide messenger RNA. The record is from the annotation of a GenBank genome assembly. NCBI's taxonomy places the organism in Eukaryota, Metazoa, Arthropoda, Insecta, Hemiptera, Aphididae.
AUGGAUUUUGUCGAUGAGUCAGAUGGUGGCAGUGAAGAGGACAGUGAUGAAAACGUAGAUAACCUACAUGCUGACGAAGCUGAAGUCGAUGAACCUCAAUCCGGUGAACCUGAAGGCAAACAAGCUUCGUAUAACGUUGGUGAUUUUGUAAUAGAAUUGUUUGAGAACAACACGUUUCCUGGUCGUAUUACUGCGACAAGGGAAAAAGGCGCAGAAGUAGAUUGCAUGGAAAAGAGGUCAAAAAGCUGGCGGUGUCCGACAAAAAAAGAUUGUAUCGAAUAUGAGUGGGGCGACGAUUACGGCAAAAUCGAACCACCUAAGUUAUGCAAACGUAAUUUUUUCCGGGUUCCAGACCUUGACGAGUUUGUUUGA